Chaetomium fimeti is the source of this 3525-nucleotide messenger RNA. RefSeq names its product rab-GTPase-TBC domain-containing protein. The record is from RefSeq and is a predicted model, not a curated record. The transcript is spliced from 2 exons. Lineage: Eukaryota; Fungi; Ascomycota; Sordariomycetes; Sordariales; Chaetomiaceae. Bases 1 to 3525 code for a protein of 1174 amino acids.
AUGUUGAACUUCUCGAGCUUCGUACAGAAGGCGCAGCAGUUGUUAGACCCGGUGCAGGGCUUGAACCUCUCCGAAUCCGACCGAAAUCCAUCCAAAGCAUCCCUGUUCCAAAGCCAGUUUCGGCUCCCGUCAUCUCAGCACCCUCUGUAUGAGAUCACGGCCGAGCUCACCAUCCCACCCGCGAAUGCGACACAAGGCGACCGAGACCGAGACCGGGGCCACCAAUAUGCCGGCAAGCUCCAUCUCUCCGAGGCCUUCCUCUCCUUCUCCACCACACCGUCUAGCUUCCUACAGUCAGCGACCACAACGACCUCUUCCAUAUUCACAGGGCAAACACACGGCGGGGGACCUGGCGGAAAUGGCUUCACAUUCCCCCUCUGUUCUAUCCGAAGGGUUGAGCGGUUACACAGUCAAAACUUCCAGUUUGCCCUCUCAAUAUCAACAUGGAAUGGUAUAAGCCAGGAUGCCGCCAAGGAGAAAGACAAGAAGGAGCUGAGGGAACAGCGCGUGACGCUGCAACUUGCCGGCACUCGACAAGCCUGCGAACGAUUCUGCGAUGGACUCAAGAAAGGUUUACGAUCAAAUGUCGGUAUGGUCGCCAAGCUGAAGAAGGUCACGGCCGAGUGCUACUCCGAAUACCUCCUCCGACCCGAAGACAAGAAGAACGCGCCACCGCCCGAUGCUGGCCUGGGCAUGCUCUUUAAAUACCCCGGCGAUCCCAAGAAGCUGCGCGAUAGGGCGAAGAUGAGGUUAUGGGCCGAGUACCUGAGGGACAACGGUCGGAACACGACCUUGAUCCGCCAGCCUACGUUUCACAAACUCAUCCGAGUCGGCUUGCCCAACAGGCUGAGGGGCGAGAUGUGGGAGCUGACGUCGGGUUCCAUCUACCUGAGGCUCGAAAGCCCGACCCUCUACGCCGACACCCUAUCUAAGUUUUCCGGCCAGGAGUCGCUGGCGAUCGACGAGAUUGAAAAAGAUCUAAACCGCAGCUUGCCCGAGUAUCCGGGCUUCCAGAGUGAAGAGGGCAUCGGCCGCCUCCGCCGGGUCCUCACUGCCUACAGCUGGGUGAACGCCGAUGUCGGUUACUGCCAGGCUAUGAACAUCGUCGUGGCCGCACUCCUCAUCUACAUGUCAGAGGCCCAGGCCUUUUUCCUCCUUUCGGCCUUGUGUGACCGGUUAGUACCAGGGUACUACUCGACAACUAUGUACGGCACACUGCUCGACCAAAAAGUGUUUGAAUCCCUGGUAGAGAAGACGAUGCCGAUUCUGUGGGAGCAUCUCGUUAAGAGCGAUGUCCAGCUGUCCGUCGUUUCACUCCCUUGGUUCUUAUCACUCUACAUCAACUCGAUGCCCCUGGUGUUCGCAUUCAGAGUCCUGGAUGUCUUCUUCGUCGAAGGCCCUAAAGUAUUAUUCCAAGUCGGUUUGGCCAUCCUCAGAAUAAACGGGGAGGAGUUGCUAGACGCAGCGGACGACGGCGCCUUCAUCUCGGUUCUCAAAUCCUAUUUUGCCCGCCUAGACGAGUCGGCGCACCCGAAGUCGGAGAACCCGAAGCUGAGGGCCGUUACCAAAUUCCAGGAGCUCAUGGUCGUCGCGUUUAAAGAGUUUGCUGGCAUUACCCACAGCAGCAUCACAGAACUUCGCCUGAAGAACAAGGAUGCCGUCCUGAGCAAUAUCGAGAACUUCGCCAAGCGCACAGCCAUUAGGAAUCUUGGGCCGGAUAGUAAACUGCUCAGCAACGAUGAACUCGGCGCACUGUAUGAUCGGUUCUACACAGUUUUGUACGAGAGGCAACAGCGCGACCACAUCAUUAAGCAGGAGCAGGCAAGGCGAUCCAAAAACAGCCGGUCACGGAUUGCCGAAGCGGCUAGCGAGGCCGACCAGAGCGUCGAGAAGGGGCGGGUUGGUUUGGGCCCGAGCACCAGCCUGAUGGACUAUGAUGCAUUCCGCGAAUUCCUCGCGGGCAUGUCCAAAUGGGCCAUUUCAGAUGCGCCCUCGACACCCCAACGGGACGCAUUCGCGGAAAAGGAUAAGGGCUUCUAUGGUAGCUUUAGACGGGCCGAUACGCUGCUGUCACCGUGGGGAGCUGGCCCAGAGCCGGCGGAACAUGAGUUCCUCCAAAGGUUGUUCCAGAAGUGGGAUACCGACUCGUCCUCGGCCCUCACUCUACAGAAGGUUGUGUCCGGCCUCGCACGCAUCAAGGGGAAACGUGACAUUAUGGGAGCCAUCAAUUACUUCUUCGAACUCCACGAUGAUAACGGCGAUGGCAAGGUGGACCGGGAAGGCAUAUUGCGCAUGUCGGAAGCUUUGCUGUUCCUUUCCCGUCGUGGGCUGGAGGGCACGUUGAGCCCGUCGAAUUCGAGCCUAACGCUAGCCGGAGAGAGCACGAAUGGUGCCCAGAGCGACGUUCAACCGGUGAGCGAGCGAUUUCUCGGCAGCGUCAGCGCGUUCAUAAGGAGAUGCUUUGAGUACGCCGACCCGGAUCACCCAAAGAACCAAGAUAGUUCGCUGCGGGAAGUCCAGGAAAAGCUUGAAUCGACACAGAUUAACGAGCCGGCGGGCGAAGAGCUAGCAAACCCCGACGCAUUCGCCAUCGGUGAUGACGACGAGGACGAGGACGAGGAUGAUGAAGACGAUCUCUUAGCGAUGGACUCACCAACCGGCAGCCCCAAAGCAGCAGCUAAGAAGUUUGGGAACUCACCACCUACGCUCCAGCUCAACUCGACGGAACUAACCCCCGGCGACGUCGACACCCGCCGCCGCGUCUCAAAAGCCCAAUCCGAAAAGGCCAACAUCGCACUCGACCCAUCCAACCCCCUACACAUCACCCUCCCCACCUUCCGCAUGGUAGUCCUCGCCGACGAACUCCUCGAACAAUUCUUCGAAACCUCCUUCCCCGCCUCCUUCCACAUCAUCGAAGGGCUAACAACCACGCCCACCAGCGCCUCGUCCCUGACCACCUUCUCCAGCCUGGGCAUGGGCGCCGGCCGCGCCGUCAACGCGGCGCUCGGCACCGGACAGGGCGGCGCGCCGGGGCCGGGGCCGGGGCCUGCGGGCGGCGCCGGCCGCGGCCUGCGCGGCGUGCUCGACAACAUUGUCACCGACGGCAUGCGCGUCGCCGCCGAGGUCCGCCGCCGCAUGGAGGAGGCCCAGAAGGAGCUCGAGAAGAAUGCCCUGCCGGACCAGCAGCUGCAGGGGCAGCAGCAACAGCGGGGCGGGAAUGAUGAGGAGGAGGACGAUGAGGAUGAGGAUGGCGGGUUUGAUCGGGCGUCGACUAGGAGUGGGAAGGGCGCCUCUGCGUACCAGGGCGAUGCGGAGCGCCGCAGUGUGCGGAGCUCGGAUAGGGAUCUGUUGAUGGGGGCUGAUGCGGAGGCUAGUGAUGGGGCGUUGGUGGCGGUUGGGGAGGGGGAUGGUGGUGUAGAGGGGGGCGGUGAGUCUGCGGCGGCCGGGAAUGGGGCGGGCUCCUCGUCGAGUGUGGGUGCGGGAGGGGGGACGGGCAAGGUUGUGGGGGUCGAAUUUGAUGGGUAG